GAAGGCGAGUUUUGUAAAUCGUUUGCAAAUGAAAAUUGGUCUUGGUUGAUUCCUUACGCAUGAAUUCAUUUAGGUGGUCAUAAGCUAUCACCAGGUACUAAGCCAACCAAUUUUUGGCAAUUUUAGCUCUUACCAACUGGUCGUAGAAUUCACUGAAACUCUUUAAUAACGGCUUAAAACAGUAAAAAGAACUCAGAAGUAACACAGAAAAGCCUAAAUGGGGCAUGGAUGGGCAAAAUUUGAGAAGAUUAAAUCGGAUUGCAUAAGGGUAAUGUUAAUCUCUAUGAAAGUAUUACUUAUAAUGCUGCGAAAAAGUCCUUCUUUGAUACAUAGCUGAGCUUUUGGCAAUAAAAGACGACAGCUCAGCCAAUAUUAAGGACACAUAGUUGUUGACAUAAAUAAAAUAAUUUCCUGAAAUACUGUGAUCUAGUCACUUUAACUUGUCUAAGAGCUGUUCCUUUAUUCACAGGGGAUGUUCUUUCCUCAGUUGUUUGGUAUUGUGGGUGAGAAGUUGGUUUUCACUAAAGAUCACCAAUAUGAUGACCCAGAAGACUUGUGUGAUGAUCGAUACUUACUUGAGUCACAGAGAGGCCAGGACCAAUCCAGUAAGUCAUCAGGCUCAAAGGCUGGGCCAAACACCGAGUCAGUCCCAGACCCUGAUCAGGAAAUAACGACGACCUUGAAGACUGGUAACAAACAGAUGAAGCUUGUCUCUGAAAAGAGCCUGGGUCUAGAUCAAGCCAUACUUCACAGCAUCAAUUGUUGUCGUAAGUGGAGUACUUUAGUGCUACAGUUUGUCAGUUUUCGUAAAUGCACACUUGUAAGUUUUUUUGAUAAGUCUCAUUUUCUGUUGUAUAGUGGUAUAUGUCAACACAAGCUAAUAACAUUGAGAGAAUUCUCCCAACAGGAGUCAGAUCUAUACCUUCAUACUCUACCACUGAGCUACAGAAAACUUGAGGCCAUGCGGCUACGUGUAGACUUCCUACUUUAACUUAGUACUGCUAUGGCUUAGCUACCACUGAUCUUCUGUAGUUCAGCGGCAGAGCAUCCGGCCGGUAUGCGUAAGGUCUUAUAAGCUCGAAUUUUUUUUGCAGAACACGGAAAUUUUUUUUCUGAGUAGUUUGUGUAGUUGACUGACUAACGUCUUAUCAAUCUCCUUAUUAAAAUGCUAUACUCACAAUUUAAUAUUGAAUUAACCAAUAGAGCACUUUUUCCGUGUUUACAUAGCCUAAUCUAAACAAGAGGAGGGUUCGGA
Messenger RNA from Orbicella faveolata, 1255 nucleotides. RefSeq names its product actin-related protein 8-like. Lineage: Eukaryota; Metazoa; Cnidaria; Anthozoa; Scleractinia; Merulinidae. The record is from RefSeq and is a predicted model, not a curated record.